Messenger RNA from Nestor notabilis (Kea), 1046 nucleotides. It is a transcript of the gene AQP1, whose product is annotated as aquaporin 1 (Colton blood group). Gene Ontology annotation, molecular function: water channel activity; carbon dioxide transmembrane transporter activity; glycerol transmembrane transporter activity. The record is from RefSeq and is a predicted model, not a curated record. Gene Ontology annotation, biological process: hyperosmotic response; renal water transport; carbon dioxide transmembrane transport. Gene Ontology annotation, cellular component: membrane. The transcript has 4 exons. The coding region runs from base 96 to 911 and encodes 271 amino acids. Lineage: Eukaryota; Metazoa; Chordata; Aves; Psittaciformes; Psittacidae.
AGAUUUCUCUUCAGUCCUCAAAGGAAAAAUAACAGGCAAAGGAAGGGAGAGAGGGAGAAGGGAAAGUGAGGAGGGGAAAGUGAGAGAGAGGAAAGAUGGCUAGUGAAUUCAAAAAGAAAAUGUUCUGGAGGGCAGUGGUGGCCGAGUUCCUUGCCAUGAGCCUUUUUAUUUUUAUCAGCAUUGGCUCGGCUCUGGGUUUUAGCUUCCCAGUGGUGGGCAACAAAACUUCAACAAGGUCUCAGGACAAUGUGAAGGUUUCACUGGCAUUUGGGUUAUCCAUCGCUACUAUGGCACAAAGUGUGGGCCACAUCAGCGGUGCACACCUGAACCCAGCAGUGACCCUGGGCCUCCUGCUGAGCUGCCAGAUCAGCAUCUUCAAAGCACUCAUGUACAUCAUUGCCCAGUGUCUGGGGGCAGUGGUAGCCCCAGCUAUUCUGUCAGGAGUCACUUCCUCUCUCCCAAACAACCUCCUGGGGCUCAACUCGCUUUCAGAAGGGAUCAAUGCAGGCCAAGGACUAGGUAUUGAAAUCAUUGCUACCUUCCAGUUGGUAUUGUGUGUCCUUGCUACCACAGAUCGGAGGAGGAAUGAUGUCUCAGGAUCAGCACCUUUGGCCAUUGGUCUCUCUGUUGCCUUGGGACAUCUUCUUGCUAUUGAUUACACUGGUUGUGGAAUUAACCCAGCCAGAUCUUUUGGCUCAGCACUGAUUGCCAACAACUUUGAAAAUCACUGGAUCUUCUGGGUUGGCCCAAUCAUUGGAGGAGCAAGUGCCGCCCUGAUUUAUGACUUCAUUCUGGCUCCCAGAAGCAGUGACCUGACUGACCGCAUGAAGGUGUGGACCAGUGGUCAAGUAGAAGAGUAUGAUCUGGAAGGAGAUGAUAUGAACUCCAGGGUUGAAAUGAAGCCAAAAUAAAGAAACACAAGGAAAAAAAAGAAAAAAGAAAAAAAGCACAUUGGUUUCCGAAGAUUUUAUCAGUGUUAUAGACUCUUUGUAAACCAGCAAGCAGUACUUUAUUUUUUAAUUCAAUAUGGGUUUUGAUUUUUUUGC